This is a messenger RNA of Acanthoscelides obtectus, 1476 nucleotides long. The record is from the annotation of a GenBank genome assembly. NCBI's taxonomy places the organism in Eukaryota, Metazoa, Arthropoda, Insecta, Coleoptera, Chrysomelidae.
AUGUUCGCUUCGACGUCACAAAGAAAUGAUGAUGGUUUGCGGGCGUCUUACAAUAUCUCGUUACUUAUAGCAAAAUCCGCAAAACCGCAUACUAUCGGAGAGAAGUUAAUUUUGCCAGCCGUUGAAGAGGUUUUAAAAACUGUUUUACACAAACCUGCAUCUGAUAUCAUUAAAAGAAUUCCCUUAAGCAACAAUACUGUUGAAAAACGUAUUGAUGAAAUGAGUUCUGAUAUUGAAAGCUUCUUAUGUAAUUAUUUGCAAACGACCCAUUUCUAUAUACAACUGGACGGGUCAACUUUACCUGAUAAUGCAGCAUUAUCAUUGGCAUAUGUUCGUUUUAUUAUGAAUCAAGAAAUCUACGAAGAACUGCUCUUCGCAAGAACUUUGAUAACCGGCACUAAAGGUGAAUCAAUAUUUCAUGUUUUGAAGGAUUACUUCAUUGAAAAAGCAAUUCCUUUAUCAAAUAUAAUAUCAGUAGCUACAGAUGGAGCACCUGCCAUGGUUGGACGUUAUCGUGGAUUUAUAAGCUAUUUAAAACAAAAUGUGUCAGGGGUGUUAGCAAUACAUUGCGUCAUCCAUCGACAACAUUUAGUUGCUAAAAAUUUGAGUGUUAGAUUGCAUGAAUCACUUCAUUUAGUCAUUGAUGCAUUAAACCGAAUCCGAAGCAACGCGUUGAAUAGGCGGUUAUUUGCGCAGUUGUGUGAAGAAAAUGACGUACACUUUCAUCAAUUACUCCUUCCCACUGAAGUACGCUGGCUGUCGAAAGGAUUAUGUUUGACAAGAUUUUUUGCACUUUUUGAGACUAUUUUAGAAUUUCUGGAUACUAAAGAUAAAAUUUUAAAAGAAAAUUUAAUGAAGAGGAAAACGGACAUCGCCUAUUUAACAGAUUUGUUUACAAAAUUUAAUAUGGUUAAUUUGCAAUUACAAGGCGACAGUUUAAAUUUGAUUAAAACAAAGUCCAUCUUAUCAGCGUUUCUUGCCAGAGUUAAACCAAUGAAGCAAAAUAUUGGACGGGGCGAAUUUUCUCAGUUCCCCAAUUUGUCACAGACAAGCUGCCAGGAAGACGACGUUUCAACUUACGUUCGAGAAUAUUUUGACUAUGGUAAUACCACCGUGGAAAUUAAUCCAUAUGGUGACAUAGAAGAAACGAAUGACAUAAUACAAGAGGAACUGACUGAACUAAGUACAAACGAAGAACUUGAGGUUCAGUUUAAAAACGGAUAUCAGCAAUUCUGGCUGCAAAACAACAUACCCGUUACUUAUCCCCUAUUAUGGAAUAGAGCGAGGAAAUUUUUAAUUUUCUUUCCAUCGUCAUACCUAGUGGAAAGGGGGUUCAGCGCUGUUACCAAUCUCCUAACGAAAAAAAGAAACAGACUGGACAUCAUUAGCCGAGGAGAUUUAAGAUUAACCCUUACAAAAUUGACGCCAAAUGUUGAUAAUUUAUUAUUAAAGUAUCAGGUUCAUCCUUCUCACUAA